Molecule: messenger RNA, 2212 nt
Organism: Mixia osmundae IAM 14324
Lineage: Eukaryota; Fungi; Basidiomycota; Mixiomycetes; Mixiales; Mixiaceae
Exons: 3
Coding region: 23-2212 (729 amino acids)
Source: RefSeq, a predicted model, not a curated record
GAAGACGAACAAGACGAACAGCAUGACGGCAUUCUUGCGGGACAUACUGGCGCCGUUAGCAGGUGCUAGCUAUCGCCAGCUUGUGCCCACAAGUCCGCCACGACAAGCGCCUGCCGAGGUUGCGCCACAGUCUGUCGAGCCAGUCGCGAGCAGCUACGAGUCAGACCAUCUGAUUUGGCCAUCAGCAGACAGUCCUGCUGGGAUCAGAGUCUCACAGCACGCGGGAAACGCUACUAGUCUAGCAGGAGCAUCUUCAGCCAGGCUCAAGAGCUCGACUGGCGCGCCUCAAGAGCCUGCCAGCCCUGAUAAUCGCUUUGUCGUAGCGCAACCGAGCUCUGAUAGCUCGCGAGCCGCUCCAGAACCCGUCAGCGAGGUCAAGAAGGGCAAAGCGCGCGCGAUCGAUGCUCCUGCGCCGGCAAGGGAGACGAGGUCUGUACAGAGACGAGUUCUGCCGGCGCGAAACCCAAGUUCGUCUUUGUUCGCGCCGCUGCAAGAUGUGGUCUCAGAUGCAGGCCCUGCUCUGACAGCGGUGCCGCCAGAAACGCGCAUUGCGCUGUGCCAGGCAAAAGAUCUGACCCAGGACGUACUGCAGCAAAUCGACGAGCGAAUAGCGAGCACGUCGUCUACUGCUUGGUCUGGCGGAAGCUCUACUGCUUCUGCCUUACAAGCUGAAAUCGAGACCCCACAAGUACGCGAGCUGAAGGACUCUCAUCUCAUCAUUGGCCGAUUCCGACCCACAAAGGAAGACGAGCAACGCUACAAGGACGAGAUGUCAGACGAAACUUUUUUGCGCAGGCAUAGGCAGCCCGAGCAGCUAGAGAAGAGGUCAAAGCGACUAGAACGAGAAUCUCUCAUCUCGGAGCGACAUCGCCUUCGACAAAUGCUACAGCAGCUCAAGGCGGGCGAGAACCUAUCGCAGCUUCUACCACUAGCUGCGCUACGUCCUUCUGGUCCCGCUCAGGCCUCUGCGACAGUCUUGCCUCACAAAUCGCUGUCGACGAAACAGCGGCAACUGCUAGAACAGAGCGAGACGGAUAAGCUUCGCCUCGAUAAGAUUAGGCUAGCAGAACGGACACUAGAGCGAUAUGACCAGCUCCUCAACCCUCGUCAGGCAACACCUAUCUUGCCAUCCGUCGUGACCAUCAAGGAACUCCCGAAUGGUAGAUACAUGCCGCUGCAUAAGCCAAGUCAGCCAAAGGCCAGCAAGAUAGCGAAUCCUGUCAGCAUUGCCAGCGAAAGUGAAGUCUACUCAAUGUCGUCAAGACCCGCAAAAGCAGGGGAGCAGAAAGUGAUCGGACGAUCGCCGAUGCCAGCGAAACAGAAGAACGGAGCUGCGAGUCGCAAUACAGCGCCCACUCGUCAGCCUGUAUGGACAGCUACCAAGCUCGCGGAACCGCGGCAAAGGCGACAAAACCGCGUUACAUUGACAGAUGGGAAGGUCGAUCUCAAAGCUGCAUCCGGUCGAGAUGUACUGCAGGCAUCUCGUGCUCCCAAGGCCGAAAAUGCUUCAUCACCAGCUUACUAUGGCAAGAUCGACCCAGACUCGGCUACUCCAGAUGGCACGCCGCCGCCUUCGCCUGACAAAGUUGCGAAUGCUGUAGGGGCACUCCUUUCGCCUUCGCCAAUUCAUCCUACGUCGAAGCGAGUGCGCGAACGCAUCAUGCGACUUUCACCUAUCGCUGCCGCCCCCGCACCUGUGAUCCAAGCACUGCCCUCGCAAGCAGCCGUUACGAGACAUAUCCGGCAAAAUGAAGAGACUGCAUCCGCUGCUUUGCUAGCUCUAUCCCCUAACACGCAGACCGCAAACUUCUCCAGUCGGAGGAAAGUCAAGCGUGAAGGAUCUGCAGAGCUGUCCCAACCGAAGCAAGUGAAAAAGCGCAAGCGGCUAUCGCCUUACCGACCGGACGAGGACUUGCCGUCGGAUGACCACUCCCAUGCAUUGAGCACUCCGGCCAGGAGAUCAGUCACUGACUCGCCAGAAUCCGGCAUACUGCCCUUAUCGAGGAGUCCCAGCCUACACUCGCCCGAGUCGAUAUCACUCAUUCAGUCGAUGCGCAUACCGAGGAAGCGGAAGGACAGCUUUGGCUCCGCGACGGAAGAGCCAGCAAAAAAGAAGAGAGACAGUGUGAAGCCUGCCCGGCCGAGAGCAAGCACACCACGCCAGUCUGCAACGCUUGCUGCAAAAAGAUUGGCAGAGAUGAGCAGUCCAUGA